UCUAAAUCUAGAUAUCUAGACCUAGAUCUAAAAUCUAAAAAGAAAGAGUGUAUAUACAGUAAUUUAGAUUUAGAUAUCUAGAUCUAGAGUUCUAGAUAUCUACGGUAGAUCUGCAAGACGGAUGCACGCGUCUCAAUCGGCACUGGUUAAGGAGAUAGUGGAUUUGACAGCCAGCCGUUGAACCAGUGAGAGAUUUCGACAACUCGACGCGAGAACAAUCAUGCACCCGGACAUAGGCCUACAAAACUGGAGCUUCGCCGACAACAAGACAGAAUCUGCUACAGAGGCAACAUUUACUAUCGGGGCCCUGUUUGACAGUUUGUUCUCCCAAAAUGGAAAGAACCCGUUCAUGGCUGACCCCAUUCUCAAAAUGCAAUGGGACCUGCUGUGCCUCUUUGCAGUGUUUUUGAUUGGUUCUCUUGUCCGGCAUGCCACAGAUGUCCUCCACCUCCCCAUACCCUACACGGUGGUCAUCUUCUUCGUUGGCUCUGUGGCCGGCUGUCUCCCUCUGUCCGAGGCGGCGGACAUUGGGCCGCACACCAUCCUCUACGUCUUCCUGCCCGUGCUCAUCUUCGAGGGCGCCUUUGCCAUAGACAUGUACGUCUUCAAGCAGAUCUUCAUCCAGGUGCUAGUGCUAGCCGUUCCGGCUUUAGUGUAUAAUAUGAUAAAGAACAUGGUGUGGGUGUCCCUCGGUGGUCCCUUGCUGGGCUACGUCAUGGCCAAGAUCUCCGUCUUCUGGCUGCAGUGGACCUUCAACGACAGUCUGACGGAGAUCGCCAUCACCCUGUCCAUGGCUUAUUUGGCGUUCUACAUUGCUGCCGCCUCCCUGGAAGUCUCAGCCGUGCUGACAGUGGUGACUCUAGGGGCCACUCUGAGCGCUCACCGUACGUCCAUCAGCCCAGAGGUGGAGACUUUUCUGCACAGCUUUUGGGAAACCCUUGGAUUUAUGGCCAACACCCUCAUCUUCGCCAUCUGUGGCUCUAUCAUUUCCAAAAAAGUUUUGGUGAAUGCUGCCCUUCAGGACUGCGUCUAUCUCAUCAUUCUCUACUUUGCCCUUCAGGUGACCAGGGGCCUGACAAUCCUGAUGUUCGCGCCCCUCCUGCGACGCCUGGGCUACGGCCUGACCUGGCAGGACGGCCUGGUGACCUCCUGGAGCGGGCUCCGCGGCGCUGUGGGGCUGGCCCUGGCCCUCAUCGUCUUCAAGUCGGACAACACAGAGCUGCAGCAGCCCGCCGUGGGGGGAAAGAUUCUAUUUCACGUGUCCCUCAUCGUUGUGGCCACCCUGAUGAUCAAUGCAACCACCAUGAACCUACUGCUGACGUUUUUGGGCCUGACGGACGUGACCCCGGCCCGGAGACAGGCCAUGAAGAAAGCCAUCCGACUGUUGGAUGAGAGUCGACAAAAGGUGCUGAACGUGUGGAAGAUAGACAGAUUUUUAGCCGACGCCGACUGGGAUGCCGUGAACAAAAUGUGCACGAUUCACGACCCGUACAUGGACACAGAGACGACGGAAGAGAAGGAGCAGCGGGAGCGACAGAUGGCCACGUGCCCCAGGUGUGGUCUCCCCGUGCCUUACGUGUACACCGCUUCCGAGCUGCGGGCCAUGACCGCCGCCGCCACGCGCAAGUACCUCAAGCUGCUCAAGCAAAACUUCUGGUUCCAGUUUGAGCGGGGUCUCCUGGCCGGUUUCAGCGUGAGGAAGUUAACGGAACUGGCUGAGGAAGCUGCUGACAAGGACAAUGAGAUGAUCAACGUCGCGGAAAUCAAGAAAAUGUGGCGCACACCCAGGAUCGUGUCGACCUUUAAAUCUGCUGUUACCAGACAAAUGGUGUGUCAUACAGCAGAGACUAUGAAACGUCUUCAUCGAGAAGGGUCCCAGUGUAAAAUCACUAUGUACAAGCUAAGUGCCAGCCCGUGGUUGGUGCUGUUGCUGUUUGGAGCGGAUGCCGUCCAGGCGACGGUGACGGUGGCUGUGGCAGAGCUGCUACUCCUGGGAGACGGUCUGAUGGACGCCUUCAUGGGUCUGGAGAGACUGAACGCCAUCUGUGUGCUCGCCACCUGCGCCUUCUACGUCUUCAGGAUGAUCAUGAUCCGCCGCAUCUACGUGAAGACGGUGUGGGUCUAUAUCAACACCAUCAACUUGCUCAUCGCUUGCUCGGAUUUGGUAGCCACGGUGUUUUUCUUCGAUUCCUCGUGGGGACAGCGACUAUUUUUUUCGUCUGAAUCCAUGGAGUAUAUUCUGGAAACGCUUCUUUUCCUCAGACUGCUUCGGAUCCUGUCGCUGCUAGAGGUCUUUGUGGCAGGCACCAACUACCUGCUGUACCACUACAUCCGCUCCCGGCUCAACACAGGCUGUGACGUGGCCAGGGGAUUUGUGCGGGCCAAUGAGCUGGCCAUGAGACUCAUUGACCAGAUCUCGGACGACGCCGGGGUCCGCAACGCCAUCCGGAAGAAAGCGGAGAGCUCUAAGAUGAAGAUGUUGAGAGAACUGGGUUUCCUGCAAGGCUUGCAUCCAGAUAUAGCUCUGGGCGUGAAGACUCGCCACGCCAUCCGGUCUGUGCUGAACGUGAUGAGGGAAGGGAUCAACCAGCUCAUGGAAGAUGGCGGCAUCGACGAGCCGGAGGGCUUGCUCUUCAUUAAGGUGAUCGAGUCGAAGAUGAAACGCCUGCAGGCGGCGCCCCCAAAGCUGCAGAUUCCGUCGGUGAAGAAGAUCCUGGCGGCCAUACCGUGGAUCGACAAGGAGCAGGAGCUGGUGGACCUGAUCCACGAGCUGGCGGAGAAGAAGCUGUUCCAGUACGGGGAGGUGAUCAUGCGCUGCGGGGACCGGCCCGACGGCAUCUACUUCAUCAUCAGUGGGUUAGUCAAGGUGGAGGCGCCGAUGGAGCAGGGUAACCUGACCCCCCUACAGUCCAUGCAGACGCUGGACUUCCUGUCCACGGGCAACGUCAUCGGGGAGAUCAGUGUGCUCACCCAGAGCCACCGCACAGCCACGCUCACCUGUGAGACCAUUGUCAAGGCAUUGUUUCUGGGCCUACAAGACCUGGCCUUUGCCUUUGAAACCUUCGCUCACCUCGAGCCGCCUUUGCUGGACCGCCUGUGGAGAAUCUGUGCCCUGCGCAUCUCCAUCAACAUCCUGUCCAGCGUGCCGAGCUAUCACGGCGUGCGGAAGGAGGCCCUCCUGGCUCGACUGGAACAUUCCGAACUCCUGAACGUGGAGGAGGGCCAGAAGUCUCUGGACAUUUCCAGCAGUGUCAUGGACACCAUCUUAAUCUUGG
Aplysia californica (California sea hare) is the source of this 3275-nucleotide messenger RNA. RefSeq names its product sodium/hydrogen exchanger 10. Gene Ontology annotation, cellular component: membrane. NCBI's taxonomy places the organism in Eukaryota, Metazoa, Mollusca, Gastropoda, Aplysiida, Aplysiidae. The record is from RefSeq and is a predicted model, not a curated record. Gene Ontology annotation, biological process: proton transmembrane transport. Gene Ontology annotation, molecular function: sodium:proton antiporter activity.